UGCGUUUCGCAUCACUGUACCGUACUCCCGCCAAUCAUCAUCUGCGACAUACGAUGUUCAAACUCAUUCGACGGAUUUCCUCAUCUAUCUAUCCACGCCCAGAUCGACCAUGGUCCGAUGACGCGACCUCGAUUGCACCUACGAUCGGAAAGAAGAGGCGCAUGAGUGACGAGGAUGGCGACGAGAGCAUACGGGGCGAGGGGUCUACGCGGAAACGCCGCGGGCAAUUGGACAGGGAAAGCACUGUUGCGAGUGAUUUCGGAGAGAUGAGUGCGAAGGGGAAAGAAACUGAUCCAGGAGUGAAGGAAGUCACACGCGGAGUCAACGAAGUCGAACUGGAGGACGAGAACAAGACGAGCGAGGAGAGGCCAAGUAUCGAUUCAUCCGCGGAUGAUCCGGUACUAGUGAAGGACAUGGAGGAGGUGAGGGAGGAUACGGAAGCAGGGCCCACGGGGGAGCAGGUUGCCGAGGGCUCUCCCUCAAUAAAGGACGAGGGUGCGGUGACUAAAUCGGAAGAGGAGUCUGUGACGAAGGAGGCUGCUGUGGUCGCAGAAGGAUCGGACUCGAAGGAUACCAGUGUCCGCUCUGAGACUUCUAUCCUUCCCUCUACCUCAUCAUCUACUUCCGAUCCACAGGAUGCGACAGGGACAAGCUCAGACGAGAUUGCAAAUAUUGUCGAGAAUGACGAUACGUCAACAAAGGAGAUUGCAGGCAAGGAAGAGGAUAAAGACAAUGAAGGCUUGGCUAAGCCAUGAUGCAUCUUGCCUCUUAGUCGGCGCUCCCCGGUAUCUCGACGCCAUGCAUUUAGCAGAGGUCCGUACGACGGAUUGGUUGAUUUCGACGAAUUGUAAUGUGAUCUGCUGUUUUGUUUCUCUGCAUCUCCACUGCACUUCUUGUUUAAUUAUUUCUUGUCGUCAUCUUGUAUACACCAUAUCAACAAUUUUCCCUACUAAGUCAUGAUGCAAUACCCUGUUGUUUUCCCC
Heterobasidion irregulare TC 32-1 is the source of this 983-nucleotide messenger RNA. RefSeq lists its product as uncharacterized. NCBI's taxonomy places the organism in Eukaryota, Fungi, Basidiomycota, Agaricomycetes, Russulales, Bondarzewiaceae. The transcript has 3 exons. Bases 54 to 755 code for a protein of 233 amino acids. The record is from RefSeq and is a predicted model, not a curated record.